GAGAUGACACACCCAUGAGGGAAUUACGGAACAUUCUUGCAGAACAGUGUGUAGCUCAUAGUCCUACACCUUAUUCAGCUAAAGCAUUAUACAUGCAAGCAAUUAAAAAUUGUCCAGAAGGAGCAUACAACUAUACAUACCUCCAAGCCACAGAGAGAAUGCGCCAAAUAAGAAAAUCCAUAUUCCCCCCAACUCCAAGGAAUCUUUUACACCUCCAUCAACUUUUAGAAAUGAAUGAAAACCGACACUUUGCCCUCACAUUCCAGGCACAACCAAAUCUAUUCUAUCAGGGGCCAUUGAUGGUAAAUGGAAUGUUAGUUGGAUUGGUUUUUUGUAACACAAGUUUUAUUCAGGACAUAGCUGUUGAGUUACAAAACAUCACAGUAGCCGGAUGUGAUGGUACAUUCAAGACUGUCCCAAAGACAAUAGAUAAUGAUUGCUACCAACUAUUUACGUUUCAAAUAGUGUACAAAAAUGUUAGCUAUCCUCUGGUAUAUGCACUUUUAAAUGGAAAGAAUGAAGGAAUAUAUACUGCAUUAUUUGAACGUAUCAAAGAUAUGAUACCCCUGCAAUACCAAAAUCUUAUGAUUAUUACAGACUAUGAAAUUGGGCAAAUCAAUGCAAUACAUACUGUAUUUAGAGAAAUAACUCACCAGGGCUGCUAUUUCCAUUAUUGUCAGGCGAUUCUGCGGUAUGCCAGAAACAAAUCAAUCGGUGUUUACAAUUUAGUAAAAAUAAACCCUGUUGCUGCUCGUGUUUUCCGGAUGAUACUUGCACUACCAUACCUUCCGUCUGUAAGAAUUGGCAGAGUUCCUUCGGUGGUUGAUGGCGUUAAUGCCAUAAUUCUAUUCAUAGUGCAGUAUGAAGAUGUAGCUUUGGCGUACCACCGAUUUAUUUAUGAAUAUAUUAUUCCUUUUUGGAUUCAUUCUAUAACUCCCGAAAGAUUUACGGUAUAUAAUCGCGAUAUUAGGACAAAUAAUUAUUUAGAGAGUUACCAUGCCGUACUCUUAAAAAUCAUAAGGCCUCAUCCAAAAAUAUGGGAAUUUAUUGACCAGUUGAGGUAUUUAGAAAAUACUUGCGAAGUGGAAUUUAAACAAGCCUCAAAUAAUUUGAAGAUUCGGUUGGAACGAUCUAUGCAUACGAGAGACCGAAAUACCAGGACAAUUAGAGAUUUCAUUGAUGAUUUGAUUGAAGACCAUUCGGAAGACCGUAUAAUAACGUUUCUACGUAGAGCAGGCCAUAGGAUAGAUGGAUAUAUAACCCAGCAAAUUGGUCCUUAUCCAGGUAAUUCACAAUUUAUUUUAAUCGCAGAGAUUCAUCAAUUUUUGAAUAUUUAUAUUUCAUGUAUUUUAGGAGAGCCAGACCUUCUUCUGCAAAAUAUAUAAUAAUUUAAUUGUUUUUUCAUAUUUGUAUAUAUAAUUGUGUUUAUUUAUAAUUUUUAAUACUAUUUAAGAUUUAACUACCUCAUUAUUUGACACAAAACUGACACAAGGUAAUAAUGAAUUAAUAUUUUUUUUUACUUAUUUGUGAUAUAAUUAUAGAUGACUCUUUUAACUUGAUAAGUUAAAAGUUAAAAAAAAAAUUAAACACACAUCAUUGUAAAACCAAUGCAUUCAUUGGUCUGCUCAGAAUCUAUAAGUACAAACAAUAUGAACUUAACUCAGUAUAAAAAAAGUUAAUUUACCUUUUUU
Acyrthosiphon pisum (pea aphid) is the source of this 1691-nucleotide messenger RNA. RefSeq lists its product as uncharacterized. The record is from RefSeq and is a predicted model, not a curated record. NCBI's taxonomy places the organism in Eukaryota, Metazoa, Arthropoda, Insecta, Hemiptera, Aphididae. The transcript is spliced from 9 exons. The coding region runs from base 15 to 1385 and encodes 456 amino acids.